This is a messenger RNA of Lagopus leucura (white-tailed ptarmigan), 1955 nucleotides long. It is a transcript of the gene SRFBP1, whose product is annotated as serum response factor binding protein 1. Bases 136 to 1419 code for a protein of 427 amino acids. Gene Ontology annotation, biological process: maturation of SSU-rRNA. Gene Ontology annotation, cellular component: 90S preribosome; nucleus. Lineage: Eukaryota; Metazoa; Chordata; Aves; Galliformes; Phasianidae. The record is from RefSeq and is a predicted model, not a curated record. The transcript is spliced from 8 exons.
CCGCGGCCUGCAAGAUGCCGCCUAGAGCGGCUGCAACCAUAGAGCUUCAUCCUGGAGCGGCCCCGCCGCGGAGCGAACGGCGCAUGCGCUUAGUUUUGCUUCGCUGUGGCGGUGAGGAGGCGUGGGGUCUGCAGCAUGGCUCCGGUGCUGAAUCUCAACAACGAGGUUGUGAAGAUGAGAAAAGAUGUGAAGAAAGCCAGAGUCCUGACCAUUCGCAGACUGACCAGACACAUCGGGAAACUGAAGUUGAAAAAGGGUUCAGAGGACUUGAAGCUAAAGAACCAAAAACGAGCUGAGAGAUUAAUAGAAGAAAUCCACGCUAUGAAGGAAAUAAAGCCGGACCAAGUUACCAGACUUGCACUUAGGAAAGAAGUUAAUUUUGAAAGUAUCUGCAGAAAGCCAAAGUCCACUGCAAAUGAGCGAGCUCUUGCAAGACUUGCAACACACCCCCUUCUGAAACCCAAAAUUGCUGAACUUAAAGCUGCUGUAAAAGCUUUUAAGGAUGCAAGACAAAACCCAGGUAAAGCCAAUCCUUCAGAAAAGAAGCCAGAAGCUCAGCCUAAAUCAGCACAAAACUUGAAUGAACAUGUUCUUAAACUAGUUCAAAAUUGGCAAGGAUUUGAAGACAAAACAAAAAUGAGUGUGAAAAUGGGAACUGUAGGAGGAGCUGAUAAACUCAGUGAGAGUGAACCUGAACAGGAAAUUAUGGAAAUGGAGAGAAUUCCAAAAGAGUUUUCGUCUCAGACAGUAGAAAUGCAAGCAGUCACUCAGACAGGAAAGAAACUUGUCUGUAAAAAAAGGAAAGAAAAUGUGAGCAUGAACAAAUUAACUGCAAUGAAACAAAUAAUUAGGGAUGAUAGUGACCUGGAACAACAUAGUGAAGAGGAAUACUUUGAUGAUAGUACUGAAGAGAGGUUUUAUAAUCAGACAUCAAAUUCUGAUAGUGAUAGCAAUGAUGAUUUCUUCAUUGGCAAAGCAAAAAGAAAGAAGAAAACAGCAGCAGUUAAUGAUGUUUCUUCAGUAAAAGAAAAGAAUACACUUCAGAAAAACAUAUUGAAGGAAGAAAAGAGUACAGUAUCUGGAACAGUGCAGAAUUGGAUCAUGGAAGGAAAACCACAUGAUAAAGCUGGGAAGCUGGAAUCAGUGUUCUGUACUUCUUUGUCUACCUGCAAUCAGAAAUCCCAAAACAGAAGAAACACAAAAGACCAACCUGUCAAAAACAGACAAACAGCUCUUCUUAAAAAGGAACCACAGCCCAAAAAGCAAUCAUUUGCAAAAACCUCCAUUCUUAAACAUGACGGUAAGAAUCCACGUUUGGAGCAGCCUCUUCAUCCUUCAUGGGAAGCAAGCAGGAGACGUCGGGAACAAAUGUCACAAAUUACAGCAUUCCAGGGCAAAAAGAUUAAAUUUGAAGACUAGAUUGUAUAUAAAUUGAGAUUUUAAAAUAUGAUUAUUAUAAAUUUGCAUCUUACAGUGUUUUUGUCAGUGGUGAAAACUGGAAUUUGAGCAACUCUUGGUAGUGUGGACAGAAAACAAUGUAGAAAUCUUCACUUAAAUAAUAUUUUACAUUUCUCAAGAAUUUAUGCCCAUUAAUCCAUUUUUGGGUGUCUUGAUAAUUCCAAUUCCAUAAUGCCACUGUUUGUGGAAUACGCCCCACCAUGACUGAAUGGAUUUUAAGAGCAUCAUCUGUGCCAUGUAGGAGUAAUACAGAUUCUGUGAAGUUUUAUUUUUGUAAAAAUGUACUUUUAAGUACUUAAGGACUGGAUCUAAAGUUAUAGGUAAGAACACCACUACUGAAGUGAUAAUCCUAGGUCUGUAUUAUCAAAUAACAUCUUUGAUGAGGAAAUCUCUUAAACUUGAACAGACUUUACAAAUUCAUGGAUGUGUCAGUUAGCUAUGAAAGCCAAUUAGUAAUGCACAUGUUCUGGGUAGCAAUAAAAUACUGGCCUGUUAAA